ACCCUAACAAGAGCUUCGAGGUUCAUUCUAAUCAUCUGUUUGGUUGAUUGAGAAAAUUGAAAGUUUAUUAUUGUACAAUUUAAAACAGCUUUACCUUUGAUUCAAGCGAUGAACUACCGGUUUCAAAACCUGCUGGGAGCCCCCUACCGAGGAGGCAACGUGGUGAUCACUAAAAACAACCUGCUAAUCUCACCGGUGGGUAACCGCGUGAGCAUUACCGACCUCGUCAAGUUCCAAACACUAACCCUCCCGGUGCAGUCCUCCUCCGACAUCUGCCGCCUGGCGGCCUCCCCGGACGGCGUGUUCCUCCUGAUCGUCGACGGCAACAGCCGGUGCCUCCUCGUGAAUCUCCACCGGCAGGUGGUCCUCCAUCGGAUCUCCUUCAAGAACGCCGUGAAAGCCGUGGCCUUCAGCCCCUGCGGGUCCCUCAUCGCCGUCGCCGUCGGCAAGCUCCUCCAGAUAUGGCGCGCGCCGGGCUUCAAGAAGGAGUUCUUCCCCUUCGAGCUCAUCCGGACGUUCGCCGACUUCGACGACAAGGUCACGGCGCUCAAGUGGAGCCCCGACUCCAAGUACAUAAUCGCCGGGUCGAAGGACCUGACGGCGAGGUUGUUUUCCGUGAACAAAACCGGCGUUGUCAAAACGAAGCCGUUUAUGUUUCUUGGCCAUAGAGAUACAGUAGUGGGUGUGUUUCUGGGAGUGGACAAGAUGACGAAUACAGUUUCUAGGGCUUAUACGGUCACGCGGGAUUGCUAUAUGUUUAGCUGGGAGUUGAGUGGCAGUGACGGUGAAUUCGAUGAAACGGGAGGGGAGAAUUCGGAGCCGGACUCGCCAGGGACGCCGGAGAGGGAAGUCGAGACCGAGAGGGGGAAUGAAGUGAGUGUGAAGAAUAAGAAGAGGAAGGGUUUGGAUGGAAAUUUGGAGGAGAACGGAGGGAAAUGGAGGUUGUUGAGGAAGGAUGGUUUUGGCCAGGCCCCGGCGAAGCUGACGGCGUGUGACUAUCACGGGGGGCUCGAUAUGCUGGUGGUGGGGUUCUCGAAUGGGGUUUUCAGGUUGUACCAGUUGCCGGAUUUUGUUUGUAUUCAAGUCAUGUCGAUAUCGAGGCAGAAGAUCACCACGGCGUUGUUUAAUGAGGCGGGGAAUUGGCUGACGCUCGGGUGUGCGAAGCUCGGGCAGUUGCUGGUGUGGGAGUGGCGCUCUAGCACUUAUGUAUUCAAGCAGCAGGGACAUUUCUUUGAUGCGAAUUGUGUGGCUUAUUCAGCGGAUUCACAGUUUUUGGCUACUGGAGCAGAUGAUAACAAAGUCAAGGUGUGGACUGUUUCAUCAGGCUUUUGCUUUGUAACAUUCUCAGAGCACACUAAUGCAGUCACUGCUCUCCAUUUUAUGGCUACUAACCAGUGUCUCUUAAGCGCAUCUCUGGAUGGGACUGUUCGUGCAUGGGAUUUGGUCCGUUAUCGGAAUUUUAGGACAUUUACAACCCCUUCAUCUAAGCAAUUUGUUUCCUUGGCAGCUGAUCAAAGUGGUGAAGUGAUUUGUGCUGGAACUCUAGAUUCAUUUGAGAUAUUUGUUUGGUCAAUGAAGACGGGCCGUUUGUUGGAUGUUCUUAGUGGUCAUGAAGGACCUGUUCAUGGGCUAAUGUUUUCUCCCACAAACGCAAUCUUAGCUUCUUCAUCAUGGGACAGAACUGUUCGAUUGUGGGAUGUUUUUGAGGGUAAAGGUGCCGUCGAGACAUUUCCUCACACACAUGACGUUCUUACAUUGGUUUAUCGUCCAGAUGGAAGGCAAUUGGCUUGCAGCACAUUAGAUGGACAGAUUCAUUUCUGGGACCCAAUUGAUGGCUUGUUAAUGUACACCAUUGAGGGCCGUAGGGAUAUUUCUGGUGGUCGUCUCAUGACUGAUCGUAGAUCUGCCGCCAACUCAACUUCAGGGAAGUUCUUCACAACCUUGUGCUAUUCUGCUGAUGGCAGUUACAUAUUAGCCGCAGGGAAUAGCAAAUUCAUCUGUAUGUAUGAUGUUGCAGAUCAGGUAUUGCUGCGUCGAUUUCAAGUAACCCAUAAUCUCUCUCUAGAUGGAGUUCUUGACAUCUUAAACUCAAAGAAUAUGACAAGAGAUGGCCCUCUGGAUCUAAUUGAUGACGACAACAGUGACACGGAAGAAGGUGUUGACAAACAAACCCGAACAAACUUAGGUUCUGGUUUACCAGGAUCCAUAGGAAACGCCGGAAGGUCUUCUAUUCGUACAAAAUGUCUGAGAAUUGCACCCACUGGGCGGAGCUUUACAGCUGCAACAACAGAGGGGGUGUUAGUUUAUUCAAUUGACGAAUCCAUUAUCUUUGAUCCCUCAGACCUUGACGUAGAAGUUACACCAGAGGCAGUUGAUGCAGCACUAAGUGAAGGUCAACCAAACAAAGCUUUAAUUCUUAGCCUUCGUUUGAAUGAGGAUGCUCUAAUUAAAAAAUGCAUUUUUGCCGUCAGUCCCGUGGAUAUACCGGCUGUUGCCUCAUCAAUCCCUUACAAAUAUUUGCAGAGGUUAAUACAAGCAUUUGCAAAUCUUCUUGAAAGCUGCCCGCACUUGGAGUUCAUACUUCGAUGGAGUCAGGAACUCUGCAAGGCCCAAGGCAACUCUAUUAAACAGAAUUCGAGAAAACUGCUUCCUGCUUUAAAGUCCUUGGAGCAAGCAAUUGUCAGAAGACAUCUGGAUUUGGCAGAUACAUGUUCUUCUAAUGAAUAUAAGCUUCAAUAUUUAUGCUCCACCAGCACCACAAAAUGAAUGGGUGUAGGAUAACUUGUAGGCGCUUGGGCAAGAUUUUUUUGAAACAUUAUUUACAUCUGGUUGUUCUACUGCAAGGCGGACCAGUUUUAACUCUCUUCCUACUAUGCAUUGAAUCCAUCCUGCGGCCCUCGAGAAGCCGGAGAAUACCCAUUAUGCAGGCCUUCCACGAGUGGUCCGGUGUGUUCGUUACAAAAUCAUCCAUGCAUCAAAUUCUGCUGUUCAUUACAGAAGUAUUUAUGGCAUCAAUUCAUGCUGUUUCUGAUUAUUUAUAUCAAUUUUGCCAUUACAAACAUUAGCCUGUUAAGAUAUGCGUUGCAAUACGGUAUAGUAGUAUUAGAGCUAUCAAUAUUGUAGAUUUGUUGUAAUGCUCAACAGGAGAUUUGAUGGAAUCAAAAGGUUCUUAUUGCGUGCACU
Molecule: messenger RNA, 3183 nt
Organism: Corylus avellana
Lineage: Eukaryota; Viridiplantae; Streptophyta; Magnoliopsida; Fagales; Betulaceae
Gene: PWP2
Product: periodic tryptophan protein 2
Biological process (GO): maturation of SSU-rRNA from tricistronic rRNA transcript (SSU-rRNA, 5.8S rRNA, LSU-rRNA); ribosomal small subunit assembly
Cellular component (GO): small-subunit processome; Pwp2p-containing subcomplex of 90S preribosome
Molecular function (GO): protein binding
Source: RefSeq, a predicted model, not a curated record